This is a messenger RNA of Pyricularia oryzae 70-15, 948 nucleotides long. Its product is annotated as methionine adenosyltransferase 2 subunit beta. Gene Ontology annotation, cellular component: methionine adenosyltransferase complex. The coding region runs from base 1 to 948 and encodes 315 amino acids. The record is from RefSeq and is a predicted model, not a curated record. Lineage: Eukaryota; Fungi; Ascomycota; Sordariomycetes; Magnaporthales; Pyriculariaceae. Gene Ontology annotation, biological process: S-adenosylmethionine biosynthetic process. Gene Ontology annotation, molecular function: methionine adenosyltransferase regulator activity. The transcript has 4 exons.
AUGACUGAAAAGCGUGCGCUGGUUACCGGUGCCACUGGGCUCCUCGGACGUGAGGUUGCCAAGGCAUUCCAACUCAAGCAUGGCUGGACCGUAACGGGGACGGCCUUUUCGCGCGCCGAUGGCGUGUCCACGCUGAGGGCUGACCUAGCCAACGAGGCCGAAGUUGAAAAGGUUCUUGAUCAGGUCAAGCCUCAUGUGGUUGUGCAUUGCGCCGCCAACAGGUUCCCCGACAAGGUGGAUCAGGAUCCGGAGGGCACGCGACGUCUCAACGUGGCCGCGACGGCUUCCUUGGCUCGUCUCUGCGCGGACAGGGACGUGGCGCUCAUCUACAUCUCCACCGACUACGUCUUCUCUGGCAGGCCCGGUGAGGCGCCUUACGCGGCUGGGGCUGCCACGGGUCCCACCAACCUGUACGGGCAGACCAAGCUCGAUGGCGAAAAGGCCGUCCUCGAGGAGAUGGCAGCCAAGGGGCGUGGUGUAGUCAUGAGGGUCCCGGUGCUGUACGGACACGCCGAGACCCCCGGCGAGAGCGCGGUCAACGUCCUCAUGGACGCGGUCUGGAAGUCCCAGGAGGCCGAGACCAAGAUCAAGAUGGACCACUGGGCCAUUAGGUAUCCCACCAACACGGAGGAUGUCGGGCGGGUCUGCGCUGACGUUGCGGAGAAGUACGUCGACGCUCAAGACGCCAAGUCGCUGCCGAAGGUGCUUCAGUUCUCGAGUGAGGACAAGCUUACCAAGUACGAGAUUUGCCAGGUGUUUGGAGAGAUCAUGGGGCUUAGCAUUGAGGGGAUCGAGGCAAACACCCAAGGCAACGAUCCCAACGCGUCGGUGCAGAGGCCUUAUGACUGCCACCUCAGCACAAAGGAGCUCAAGGAUCUGGGGAUCGACGUGUCGACUCAGGACUUUGGCGACUGGUGGAGGCGCGAGGUGAAGGCCUUUAGGAAGUGA